UUUGGAUAAUAUCCUUAAUUUAAGCAGGAGGGUAAGAAGAGCUUCUCUGUGUGUUCACUGUGAAGUCAUAAAUAUCUACAUAUAUAAAUGCGCCACACAACUUUUCUUUACUAGUCUGCAGUGAGAGGUGCUUCUGCAGCCAUGCAUGCAACUCUAACAUCCCCUCACGUUUAUUUAUUGUUUUUAAAUUGCACUUUGGUCACUGUUGGGGACUGAGGGAGUGGGGACAAAGUUCACAGGGCGCAUGUAAGGAGGAGGGGGUGAACAGGAGGAAGGUUAAAAAAGAAAAGAAAAUUGACCUUUGAAAGCAAAACAGCAGGUGGAGAGCUAAAACCAGGCAGCUCAGGACACAUCGGGAGGAAACUCAACACAGGGGAAAUUAAAGUAUCUGUUCUUUUAAGCUGAAGGGAAACUACACAUACAAUGAGGCCCAACGCUGCUUGUGUUUGAGUGUGGAAGUGCACAUGAGAGCAGUGUUUGUUUACGAGGCGGUAUCAGAGCAAUGGAAGAGAGGAUAGAGGAAAGAGCCGGGGCAGCCAAGGCGAAGCCGAGCCGUUUGACCGGCCUGCAGGAGCAGCUGAUCUGGGCCCUGCUGGGAUCUGGGCUGUCCCGGGACGUCCUGCUCCAAGCCAUAGGGGAACUGGAGCGAGACAGGGCGAGCGCUGGCGGCGAGAGGGGAGAGAAGGGGGAUGGAGAGAGCUCCGAGGAAGGAGAAAUGGAUUUUCCACCGCCUAUAUUCCGAGAGCUGGAGAAGCUUUCCCCAGAGGAGGCGACCAAACUGAGGGCUGAAGUUGACCGGCUGCUGCAGGAAGACCCCUGGCACGUUGCAAAAAUUGUGAAAAGCUACAUGCAGCAGCACAACCUUCCUCAGAGGGAGGUGGUGGAGUCCACAGGGCUCAACCAGUCCCAUCUCUCCCAGCACCUCAACAAAGGCACGCCCAUGAAGAACCAGAAGAGAGCCUCUCUGUACACCUGGUACGUCAAGAAGCAAUGCGAGAUCAGCCAGCAAUUUACCAACGCCAGAAACGGCCUUGGGUCUGCGGAGGAGCAAGGAGAGGAGACCAGGAAAGGCCGGAGGAACAGGUUCAAGUGGGGUCCAGCAUCCCUGCAGAUCCUCUUCCACGCCUACGAACGACAGAAGAACCCCAGCAAGGAGGAGAGAGAGGCGUUAGUGGAGGAUUGUAACAGGGCAGAGUGUCAUCAGAGGGGGGUGUCUUCCUCCCAGCUCGCUGGCCUGGGAUCCAACCUGGUUACCGAGGUCCGUGUGUACAACUGGUUCGCCAACCGCCGCAAAGAGGAAGCCUUCCGUCACAAACUGGCUCUCGACACACCUUUUACCAACCAAUCUGGCUCCUCCUCUCACCCACACCACGCACUAAGUCCGGAGCAUGGUGUGAAAUACAGCCAGCAAAUCCUGGGUGACUCCGUGAGCUUAGCCCGAGGGAGCGUAGGGGAGCGAGUGGGACGCCUGGUGGUCAGCCCGAUCCAACUGGAGCCCAGCCACACACUCCUCGAGACACAUAACCCCAAGCUGGUGUCCAGCGGUGGCCCACUGCCCCCAGUAAGCACUCUGACCUCGCUGCACAGCCUGUCUGCAUCCUCUGCUUCCUCACAGGGCCUCAUCAUGGCCUCACUGCCCAGCGUCAUGAGCCUGGGGGAGUCCUCACUUCUCAUUGGUUUAACCUCCACGCAGCCUCAGACCCUCAACAACGUGGGCGGCGGUUUCACCACUCUCCAGCCAAUCUCCUUCCAGCAGCAGCUUCACGGCUCUCCCCAGCAGCCGUUAUCACACCAGCUCCAGAGCCACAUGGGGGCCAGUCCCUUCAUGGCAACCAUGACGCAGCUGCCUUGUCACAUGUACAAGUGUGAUUCGCCCCAGUACCAUCCGUCCAGUCUGCUGUCUCAAGCCAUGGUCAUCACUGACAGCAGCAGCCUGGGGACGCUGACCAGCCUCACUGCCGUCAGACAGAUUCUAACAGAAGAUCCUGAGGAUCAGACGGACCCACCUCUACAAGAAGACUCUCUACACAUGCAGCCGCACACACCUGUGCCAGCUUCCUCCGACAGCCUCGAGCUGUAUCCUGCUUCUCAUACGACAGAAAGCCAUCAGUCUCACCUCCUCUCACCUUCACCAACAGACAUCAGCUCCUACAUCCCUACACAGAUGGUCUCCACUGCACAGUAGAAGUGCUGGGGCCUAACGGUGUGUUCUGGAUGGACGGCUACCUCUGGUGUAAACAUCCAGGGGCCACAGGGACGAUUCUGCUCUGACGUUUCAAAGACUCUCUGAAACUUCGUACCACUGUAACACGAACAAGGAUCCACAUUAGAGAAGAUUCACUUUUGAUACAUCCCCUGAAAAAUCAACACCGAAAUGUAUUUUCAUUCAAAUGUUUAGUAUCAUCAUAAAUUGUACAUUACGUUGAAGCUUGUAAACCGUGUUACCUGCAUUUAUUUUUUUUAUGUCACUGCCACAAAAUGCUUUUUCACACUUCUUUCAUAAGAAAGUAAAGAUUAUUUCAAGAAUAACUCGGAGUAAUGGUAUGAAAAGAUGUUUAAUGAACUUUCACUGUCAAUAUUUCAAGCUUGUGACAAACAUAACAAACAUCCCAAAACAGUUAAAGAUGAAGUCAUGAGGAA
Messenger RNA from Cottoperca gobio, 2640 nucleotides. It is a transcript of the gene hnf1a, whose product is annotated as HNF1 homeobox a. The transcript is spliced from 10 exons. Lineage: Eukaryota; Metazoa; Chordata; Actinopteri; Perciformes; Bovichtidae. Bases 503 to 2185 code for a protein of 560 amino acids. Gene Ontology annotation, biological process: pancreas development; liver development; insulin secretion. Gene Ontology annotation, molecular function: DNA-binding transcription factor activity, RNA polymerase II-specific; RNA polymerase II cis-regulatory region sequence-specific DNA binding. Gene Ontology annotation, cellular component: nucleus. The record is from RefSeq and is a predicted model, not a curated record.